CUAUUCCGUCUUUCAUAUCUCCUUCUAUUCCUUUUACUUUCAUCCUAGUCUUCACCUAUACUCUACGACUAAUCAUUAUGAAGACAUCGGCCAUCCUUAUCGCUGCUUUAUCUGCCGCCGCCUCGGUCGAGGCCGGCAUCCACAGAAUGAAACUGGAGAAGCAGACUCCGUCCUCGACUUCUCUCACUGGUACCUUUCCUCCUUCUCCAGAGCUAGAGGCGAAAUGGCUCGCAUCCAAAUACCUCGGCCAGGAGUACACGGACCAGAUGCCUCUCGGGGGUUUCGGCGGUGCUGGCAAGAAAUUCAAAUCUGGAAAUAAGCAUACCGAGCAUCCCGAACAGAAUGAUGAAGAGAGGUAUUGGGCUCAAAUGGUCGACCAGUCGGCUCAUAGUCAGAUGAUUGACGUGUUAAAGGGUGGGCACGGUGUUCCCUUGUCCAACUACAUGAACGCCCAGUACUUCGCCACCAUGGAAAUAGGUACACCCUUCCAGACCUUUAAAGUUAUCCUUGACACUGGUUCGUCUAAUCUUUGGGUGCCAAGUGUUAAAUGCACCAGUAUCGCCUGCUUCCUUCAUAGCAAGUACGACAGUUCUCAGUCUUCGACAUACAAGGCCAAUGGCUCUGAUUUCGAGAUUCACUACGGCUCUGGCUCUCUUGAGGGCUUUAUCUCUCAGGAUACUGUUUCCAUUGGCGACCUUGUCGUCAAGAAGCAGGAUUUUGCUGAGGCUACUAAGGAGCCGGGGCUUGCUUUUGCCUUUGGCAAAUUUGAUGGUAUCCUUGGUUUAGGGUACGACACUAUUUCUGUUAACCACAUUGUGCCCCCCUUCUACAAUAUGCUUAACCAGCAUCUUCUGGACGAGCCUGUCUUUUCCUUCCGCCUUGGCUCCUCUGAUGAGGACGGUGGUGAAGCUAUCUUCGGCGGUAUUGACGAUUCUGCCUAUUCUGGCGAGUUACAAUACGUGCCUGUGAGACGAAAGGGGUACUGGGAAGUUGAACUUGAAAGCAUUAGCUUUGGUGACGAGGAACUUGAGCUGGAGAACACUGGUGCUGCCAUCGAUACUGGAACUUCUCUAAUUGUGAUGCCGACCGAUGUCGCUGAAUUGCUCAACAAGGAGAUCGGUGCCGAGAAAUCUUGGAAUGGGCAAUACACUGUUGACUGCAGUACCGUUUCUUCGCUCCCUGUGCUCGCCUUCACUUUCGGGGGUAAGGACUAUAAGCUCACUGGCGACGACUACAUCCUCAAUGCCGGCGGUACCUGUAUCUCUUCUUUCACUGGAAUGGAUAUCCCCGCUCCUAUUGGCCCUCUUUGGAUUGUUGGUGAUGUGUUCCUGCGCAAGUAUUACACUGUAUAUGAUCUUGGUAAGAACGCCGUGGGCUUUGCCAAGUCAAAGUAGAAUCAGGGCAGUUCUAGAAAAGAAAGACGAUUGGUCAUGGAUCGCCUAUAGGUGGUUUCUAGAUCCAAUAGCAGACAUUAGUCUAGAAUUGAGUAAUCGGUAGUAAAGAUAAAGAGCAAGUACGCAUGUACAUUUGAAUGAUUCGGAUCU
Cryptococcus deneoformans JEC21 is the source of this 1544-nucleotide messenger RNA. RefSeq names its product endopeptidase, putative. Gene Ontology annotation, biological process: proteolysis. Lineage: Eukaryota; Fungi; Basidiomycota; Tremellomycetes; Tremellales; Cryptococcaceae. Gene Ontology annotation, molecular function: aspartic-type endopeptidase activity. Gene Ontology annotation, cellular component: fungal-type vacuole. The record is from RefSeq and is a predicted model, not a curated record. The coding region runs from base 78 to 1394 and encodes 438 amino acids. The transcript is spliced from 6 exons.